Aspergillus mulundensis is the source of this 195-nucleotide messenger RNA. RefSeq lists its product as uncharacterized. The transcript is spliced from 2 exons. Bases 1 to 195 code for a protein of 64 amino acids. NCBI's taxonomy places the organism in Eukaryota, Fungi, Ascomycota, Eurotiomycetes, Eurotiales, Aspergillaceae. The record is from RefSeq and is a predicted model, not a curated record.
AUGGAGAUUGGGGAUUCUCUGACCGACGUCGCUCUUGAAGGGCCCAGGGAUAUGGGCGUUGCGUGCGACAGCUUCUCCAACUUGGAGCUUAAUUGGUAUCUGCGUGCCGCCGACGUAGUCGAUGUCUACAUGGUUGACGAUACCGCUGAUAAACAAGACAAUGUGGAAGACUUGGAUGAGGGCCUCGCGGGCUAG